AUGAAGGUUCUCAUAGUCAAGCAUAUAUUCUGCAGGUUUUAUGAAGGAGUUAUUACUUCUUUUAACCACUCAAAAAUGAAGCACCAGGUAGUCUAUGUUGACGGUGAUGAAGAGCUAUUAGAUCUCAAGAACGAACGAUGGGAACUGAUGGGAGAUGUCAUAUUGCCAGGCCAGGGGCAGGACACUGUUCCAGGUCCUAAUGUGUCAGCUGAUGUGUUUUCCGAUGGUGUGGUUGAUUCUUCUGGUCCUGCAAGAAAGAAGCAUGUGGUAUUGGACAAUGGUGGUACUGAAACAAUACUGUCUACAAGCAAGGAAAGCCAGAAGCUUGUCAGAAGCAAACCCCGGCGAAAUAGGGGGAAAUCAACUGAUACUGGAAAUCUUGACGCGUCUUCUAAAACGCAUGAGCAGCAUCCUCCUACUGUCACCCAGAUGGACACACACAAUAUGUCCAACCCCCAGAGUUCACAGAAUGAGGAAGGGGAAAAAUGUCUGAUGGAGAUAUCAUCUACUCUGGGCACACCUAUGUCUACUGGUCAAGAUGCAGUGGCAUUGAAUGGCAUGAUUGAUGUUCAAGGCUACAGCGUGAAGCCUAGCAAUGCACCAGUCCUUAGGGCCAUCUUUGCAAAGUAUGGUGAUAUUGCUACCAACUGUCUAUACAAGUCAUCAUCUGUGAGGGCUUCCUUGCUUGAUGUUGUCUGCAGUGUUGUUCAGCGGCUCCUAACCAAUGACAACACAGUCCUUAUGUCUUACAUUGAAGCCAUUGAAAGUGAAGUUUCCGAUGCCGAGAAAGCUAAGCUUAAGGUAUCCUGGUUGCGUAAGCACUUGACUAAGGUCCAUGAAAUAGAAGCGGUUGGUCAUCGCUCCUCCUUGCUAAAGGAGGCAAAGACAAGAAGCAGCCUUGCCAUUAAAAUGGCCACAAAGGACUUGGAACAGAAGCGAGUGGAUCUGGUUGAAGCACAGGAACAGUUUAGACAGGCAGAAAGGUGUGUGGAGGCGUUAAAACUUGUGAGCCAAAAAAUUAAUAAUGACGUCUUGGAGUCUGUGACUGAAGAGAAUUUGUUGCGAAGAAAAUUAGAUGAACUUCUGUAA
This is a messenger RNA of Ilex paraguariensis (yerba mate), 1089 nucleotides long. The record is from the annotation of a GenBank genome assembly. Lineage: Eukaryota; Viridiplantae; Streptophyta; Magnoliopsida; Aquifoliales; Aquifoliaceae.